CCGCAGCGAGAAGCACAAAAUUAGCAAACUGUGAAUCUCCACUCGAGGCGGAGCUUCAGAUUAGUCGACAGCAGUUUUUUUUUUCUUUUUCCCCGUCGUGUAUUUUUUGUUUCAGAGGUUCAAGCCUACGUGCCUCAAGCAUGAAAGUAAACUGGUUUCUCUGGGUAGAGGAGGAGGGGGUUAGCAAAGCAGCAGAGAACUUUUUAAUCGAGUCCCACCUGGGACGUGGAGCGCGACGCUGCUGAGCAGAAGAAAAUGUGACUGGAAAUUUUUACCAACACGACGCCUGAAGAAAUAAAAGAAUAUGGCCCGUCGCUCGCAGUGUUCCUCAGCUGGGGAUAACCCCCUCAACCCCAACUACCUCCCGCCACACUAUCGGGAAGAGUACCGCCUGGCCAUCGACGCACUGGUCGAGAACAGUUUGGAUGGCUACUAUGAAUUCCUCCACAAAGCAGAUGUGGUGGACUUUCUUUCCACAACGGAAAUCAAGUAUAUUGAGAACUAUGUCCAGAUUCCCAAGCACAUCAGCCAGCCUGAGCAGUAUUUCCUGGGGACCGGAGGAGAUGGCUCCUCAGACACUUACUGGCCUGUUCACUCAGACCUGGAUGUCCCCGGUUUGGACCUUGGCUGGCCUCAGGUGCAUGCUUUCAUUGAACCCACAGAAAUCACAACUCUUCUUAACCCCCCUGAGCCGGACAUGCCGAGUAUCAAGGAGCACGCUCGACGACUUAUCAGGAAUGCUCAGCAGGUCGUUGCCGUAGUGAUGGAUAUGUUUACAGAUGUUGACAUGUUUUUGGAAGUUCUCACUGCGUCAUCAAGGAGAGUGGCCGUCUACGUCCUGCUGGAUGAAGUCAACGCACAUCACUUUGUUAAUAUGGUUGUUAACUGUAGAGUAAAUCUGCAGGAUUUCCAUUUUUUACGUGUGAGAACCGUGUCUGGGAUCACAUACCAGUGCCGCUCAGGGAAAUCCUUCAAAGGUCAGAUGUUGGAUCGCUUCUUGUUGACAGACUGCAGGGCUGUUCUGAGUGGAAAUUACAGCUUCAUGUGGUCUUUUGAGAAGCUGCAUCGCUGCAUGGCUCACCUGUUCCUUGGACAGUUUGUGACAACCUUUGAUGAAGAGUUUCGGAUUCUGUACGCUCAGUCACAGCCGUUGAUCGUUGAAGAUGUGCUUGCUCCAAUGGAUGAUUUAAACAUUAUGCAUAAGCCCCAGUACCCAAAUGAAAGCUCUUCAAUGUAUAGAGAGCCAAGAAAGUUUCUGUCACCGGACAGCGGCCAUCCUGAUGAAUGGCGAAGACAUUCAAACGAAGAGCGAAUGGAAGGGGAUUGGAGGAUGAUUGAACUAAAAAACCAGGAUUCUCUUCGUGGUCCUGGUGAUAUGCAUAGUAGGUUUGCCACCCCACAGUCACGCAUGGAGCCCAGUUUUGAUCAGGGUCCGCCCCGGAUUUUAAUGACAGAAAAUCCUGCCUUAAAACGCCAUUCUUAUGCUGAAGGUGCUCAAGGUAGAUACAAUUUCCCAUUCAUGCAGCAACAGGGAAUGCCGGAGCCCGAGCUUAAGGGGAAGCCUUUUCACAGGGGUCAGCAGCCAUAUUCGGGGCCGGGCCAAGAAUCUGAUUACAGUGGCUAUGACAAGUUCUGGAACCAAGACUUUUUGUCUACAGAUCAAUAUGUAGAACCUGGUUUACCACAAGGUGAGCCACCACAUGAUAAUUUUGACCCUGUUCUGAACUAUCUAUCGUCGACAAGAAAUCGGGACUUUGACCAGAACUCAGAGCACUUCCUACAACCAUCUCACCCAAAAAGACUGAAUUUAGUUCAGCCAUAUGUCCAUCAAACCUCUCCCACCCCUUCAAACUCAGCCGAACAGAAGCCGUUUCUUCAAGAUGCUACGGCUAAUCGCAAGGAUCCUAAUGUGAAGCAGGGACUGAGGGACUGGAGGAUUAGCUCAUACUUGAGCACAUGUGAUAAUCCAGAAGAAGAAGGUCCAUCUUCUGAGCCAUCUCAGGCACCAGACGCUUUUGAAGAGCCCCCAAAUCCCAUACAUCAAAGCAUGCAGGGCAUGGGUGUGUCAGUUCCCAAAAAAGCUAAUUUUAAAGUUCCUGCAGCACACAGGAUCAGCCAGAUGCCAAGUUACGCCAAAGCAACUGCUCAAGAAAAGCCAAAGAAAUAUCUGGAGGAACCUGUUCCAGGGGUAGUAGAGAUCAGAGUAACACCAACACCAUCUGAAUGUUCGUCUACCCAUGAAGGGGAAAAGAUGGAGGAGGCAGAACAAAAAGAGACCGCUAACCCUCUGCUUCGAAGGGACGAUUCCUUCAGGAGGAAAUACAGUUCUGCCAUGCAGAGAAGCUCCAGGCUAAGGUCCUCUCUAAUAUACAGCUCAUUAGAGCAACAGCCAGCUCCCCAAGAAACAACUACUGCAAGUCAGCAUGAAGAAGAAAGUGACAAAAACCAAACAGAACAGACAAAACUCCCCUUUGUAGCUCACAUGUUGGGACAGAGGAAAUCUGCUAUGAGGGAACCUUUUGAAUGGAGUCGUUACUUAAAGUCCGCUACUGAAGCACCCAAAACAGUUGAUGGCAGCAGCAAAGCAGAUGAUAAAGAUUCAUCAAAGGAUGAUUCAAAAGAUGCCUCAGAAAAACUUAAAGAGUCGAUAAAACUUCCAGAGUUAGGCAGAGAUACCCCUUCCCCGUCGCUGCCUCAGUUCAAGCCCUCAGAGGUUGAGUUUUCCAAAACGGAUCAACCUGCACCACCAAUCAAAUCUUUGCAAAUCGGUCUACCUUAUGUAGACAUGAACGAUCCUGAUAUGAGGUUCAUGUUUUUCAAAGAGCUAGCGGCGAAACGUAAAGCUGAAAAGGAAAAGGAGAAAGCUCAACCAAAACCAGAAGGAAAUUGUCACACCGGCCCCGUUACCCAGAAAGAAGAAUCUCUUCCUAAAAAGACCUCAGAAAGCAAUAAAGAUUUGACAUCUGAGGGUUCAGUUGUCCCAAAGCCUGCUUCAAAGAGUGCAGAGAAAGCAGUACCUACAGAAGCAUCUGAAUCACCAUCUCUUUCUGUAGAUGGUAAUAAAAAUGCAAACAUAAAAGACUCUAUUCCCAACAGGGAUCCUAAUAUCUCCAAUACCGGUGAUAAAAAAGAAACCAAACUCUUAGAGAAAGUAAAGUUGGACAUGAAGUCGGUGGAGGACCUUCCUAAUCUUGCAGAAACGGAACCAGAGCAGAGAAAAUCGCUGCAAGAAUCACCAGUGUUAAUUAAAAGUUCACCAUCUGUGCCCCGAUCAAAGCCCUCAGAACUAAAGCCCCCCCAAACCGAUCAGUCAAUACAACAAAUAACCAGUGCAACCAAUCAGCCAGCAAAACCUAAAAUCAAAAGUCCAUUAUACAUGGACAUGAGUGAUCCCGACAGCAGGCUCGUGUUUUUUAAAGAGCUAGCAGCAAAACGCAAAGCUGAAAAGGAGAAAGCUGAAAUUAAACCAGGAGCAGAUUCCAACACCACUCCCAUUACCCAGAAAGAAGAAUCUCUUCCCAAAAAUACCUCCGAAAACAUUACAGGUGUGACAUCUGAGGGUUUAAUUGUCCCAAAUACGGCCUCAAACAGUGCAGGAAAGGCAGUAACCACCAACACAUCAGAGUCGGCUUCUCUUUCUGUAGAUGAUAGUAAACAUGCAAACACAAAGGACUCGGUUACCAACAGAGAUUCUAAUCUCUCCUAUACUGGUGUUGAAGAAGAAACCAAAAUCCCAGGGAAACUAAAGUUGGACAUGAAGUCAGUGUUGGACCUUUCUAAUCUUGCAGAAACAAAAUCGGGGCGAAGAAAAUCGCUGCAAGACACACCAGCGUUUAUAAAAGAUUCACUGCCUCAAUCCAAGUCUUUGAAACCCGAGUCCCCCGAAAUUGACCAACCAGUACCACCAACAACCAGUGCAGUCAAUCAGCCAGCAAAACCUAAAAUCAAAAGUCCAUUAUACAUGGACAUGAGUGAUCCUGACAGCAGGCUCGUGUUUUUUAAAGAGUUAGCAGCAAAACGCAAAGAUGCUAGAGCUGCAGAGGCUGUAAAAGAGAAGGACAAAGUUCCGAUCAAACCACAAAUUGAAUCUAAAAACUCUCCCACUGUUCUGAAGGCUCCGGCUAAAGAAACCCCAAAUAGCACGGAAAGUUCAACAACUGAACCUUUAGUUGCAGAGACGGCUGCAGAGGAGACGAUGACCAGGGAAGACACAAACUCCAAGGACUCAGCUGUCAACAGCGAACAAGAAACCCAACGCUCCAUUUCUGCAAUGCCAGAGUCAUGUUUUAGCAAAUCACCAGAAGAGCAAGUUGUGUCAAGUCCUUUUGCAAAAGAGAAUGAGAAUUUCACACAAAAGGUCACUCCUGCUGAUGUUUCUUGUUUCUUACAAGGUACAGAUGAAAGACAAAGUCCAACUCCUAAGUCUACCUCGAAGGACUUCAUUUCAGCCCUUUCCAACUCAGAGGAGUCUACCUUUUCUCCAGCGUUGCCUACUGACCCUGGAAAUUUGGAAUCAAUCCAGUUAGAGCCCGGUCCUUCUCUGCCCUCUGAACCAGAAACCAGAUCAGAACUGAGCUCCUCUCAGUCAUUAGUGCAAAGUUCUUCCUCUGAUCCCCCUAUGCUAAAUUCUGACUCUCCGAAUAGCCCUUCCAUUGCAGACGAUAUUAUAUCUUCUGGUCAUAGCCCAGAUGUUUCAAGCUCCACCCAUGCUCCUGACACAUCCCAAAGGGCACAGAAAUCCCUCAUUCUUUCAUCACUAGAGUCCUUGCAAUCUACUAAUGAAUGUCUAGAAAAGCCAGAUGAUCCGAGCUAUCAAACUUAUCUGGAUCCCGUUAACCAACUGGCGUCCCUCGAGAACGUUUCAGCUGCUGACUCUGUAAGUGUUGAGUCGGAUGUUUCUCCAUCACUUCCAGAGACAAACAUUUUAAAUCGCAUCAGGAUUCUUGAGGAGCUUCCUGCUGCUACACCUUCUAUGGAAGGAUCAGAGAUGGCUGUUUUUGCAGAAGAAUGUGUGGUCCCUGGAUCUUCUCAGGGUGUCACGGCUGAUUGCACAUCUCUAGCUGUUGGCCUCUCUUUACCAGACUCAAGCCAAGAUGUGUCUGAUCUAGAAAGCUCCUCUUCCAAACAUAAUUUAGAAGAGAUUGUUACUCAAGACCUUCCACUGAAACAUUCACCAUCAGAAUCAGUUGAAAACACAGACAUCGACCCUGCUGCCUCACCAUCAGAGAUGACUUUGUCUCCUCAGGGAACACCAGCACAAAUUGCUCUAACCCUCAACCUUAACCUGACAGACUCGGAUGCACGCAGUCCUGCUGGAGCAGAAAUGGGUUCUCCUCUGUCUGAGCCAGACAAAUCGGUCUCAUCCCCUGAGGUUAAAGAGGCAGAAACCGUCCUCCCUACUUUGGACACGAACUCUGCUACCAGUGAAACCGAGUCCAGAACAGAGAAGUCUCCGGUUCACCAGUCAACACAGUCAGAGAGCUGCUCAUCUGAGUUUGCCUCAAAACACUCAGCAGACGCCGAUUUGCCUUGCAAAACGUCUGAAAGCCAAUCAUGUGAACCAGCUGAAGAGAGGAGUGAAAAACAGCCGAGCGUAGAUGAGAAAAUGCCUGAUAAUCCAGAGGACACUAAAAAGAGCACAAUCAGUGGGACUCAAGACUCUGUAAAUAGUGAAAAACACCAAAACAACUACUCCGAAUCCUCAGAGACGGCUCCCAAGCAGCCCAAAGUCAAUCAGUCUCGCUACCACUCAUCAACUGCCAACGUGCUCUCGAGCAGCAACCUUCGAGAUGACACUAAGCUGCUCCUGGAGCAGAUUUCAGCCAACUGCCAAAGCAGAAAUGAGGCCACCAAGGAGUCGCCUGCUGUCACGGACGAUGAGAAAGAGGACAAGGCUGAGAAAAAUGCUAAAAACAUAGGUAGAAGGUUCAGGGGCUUUAACCGAGCGCAGCCUCCCACUCAGGAGCAAGAGAAGCUGAUAGAGAGGAUUCAGAGCAUGAGGAAGGAGAGGAGGGUUUACAGUCGUUUUGAGGUAUGAAAGUGUUACCUGCUUGGCUGACUUUGCCAGUGUACGGAAAACAUUUCUUUGCCUUUGUGGACAAUAUUUGUUUUUCUCCUUGUUGCUUCAACAGAUGACAUCUUAGAUGGGAUUGAGAGAAAUCUGAGAGAAUGCAGAGACAUUCCUUUUUUAAAUUUCACUUUUCCUCUCUUCAAAUGAGGCUCGUUACUCAGAGGGGUCAGGAGGACUUGCAUCAGACUUGUUGAACUUUACCGGGUAAAACUGCCAGCUGAACAAAAACGAUGCAAGGCUGUCUCAGACGCAUGUGCGACGUUCAACCCAGGACGUAGGUGUGGUUGCAUCACAAACGUACUGGCGGUAUGAAACGCACGGCAUGAAUGUGUGCGCUCAACAGGAUUUUACUGACUGCAUGGGGUAAAGUGCAAUGUGUGCAAUGGGUCGUUUAUGUCAUGAGGCCUGGCCUCGCCUUUUUUAUUACAACCGUGACAACAAGGUCAGCUGUUGUAUUCACACGUGACGUCAUGAAAACAAAUCUGAAGUUACGAGUUUUUUAAAACUGUUAACUGUAUUAUACUGUUUUACAUAGAAAAAAUAGUCAUUUUUAAGCUGGUGGAUGUGUAGAUUUAUAUCCCUGCUUGUGUAAAAAUAAAACUUAUUAAAAAAAAUGGUGGAAAUUUGAUUUUAAAAAUUAGCUUAAGUCAAAUUGGAUGCAAGAAUAUACACACACACGUGGACACCCCGCCACCCACCCACUGACCUUGCAAAUUAAAAGCUUACUUAAAAUUUUUAGGUGAUUUGCAUAAUUAGCUAAAAAUGGUUCCCUUGAGUCUAGAGUAUUUUAAUAACAACCUGCUUUCACGGCUAAACAAAAAAGAAAUCACAGUUGUUUCGGCGUCUGUCUUUAGACUUUACUGUUUGAAAAAUAAAUGUUUCUAAAUA
Nothobranchius furzeri (turquoise killifish) is the source of this 6958-nucleotide messenger RNA. It is a transcript of the gene sack1ha, whose product is annotated as family with sequence similarity 83 member Ha. Lineage: Eukaryota; Metazoa; Chordata; Actinopteri; Cyprinodontiformes; Nothobranchiidae. Gene Ontology annotation, molecular function: keratin filament binding; protein kinase binding. Gene Ontology annotation, biological process: positive regulation of cell migration; intermediate filament cytoskeleton organization; protein localization to cytoskeleton. The record is from RefSeq and is a predicted model, not a curated record. Gene Ontology annotation, cellular component: keratin filament.